UCCUGUUGCUAAAAUCAUCCAACCCAUCGAUAUGAUGAAGUUGAGAAUUCAAUUGGGUCUGGGAUCAGCUGGACAAGUUUCCAGGACCAUGAUCAAGGAGGAGGGUUUUGGUUCAUUGUAUAAGGACCUGAGUAACCAACCUAGGUUAUUGCAAACCCAACUUUCCGAAAUAAAGAAGAGAUUAAGCUGUUGGACGAACCCUGAUAUGAUCAACAAUGUAGAUCAGUUGGGGCAAAUGGAAGAUUCAAUUCGAGAAUCGCGUAACCAGAUUCGAACACAUAAGUAUUUGGACGAGAACAAGUCAUUGAUUCUGAAGAUUGUUGAGAGCCAGAAUUCAGGGAAAUUGAGUGAAUGUGCAGAGUUAUGGAGGUCAUGAAGAUAUUGGAGAUUGACCUUGAAAGUGGAUGGAUUUUGCCCAAGUUAUUUCAGUGGGAAAGGAAAGCAAAUCACUUCUACACACAAAAAGACAUUGAUCAGGUCCCGGCCGAGUGGGCAAAGUAUGUCAGCCAAUUUCAACAAAGCUAGUGUGUCGAGAAGAUUCUAAUUUUGGACAUGCAUCAUCUAUAACCCAUAUUAACUAGUUAUGCAGUUGGUCUAAGUAUCUAUUUUUGGCCUGCAAGUACAGUUUAUGAUCAGUAGUAUGAGAUAUCAGUGUUUUUUGGGUUACAUUUGUUGAUCAUGCCAACUGCUAUGGGUUAUUGAACUGAUGUUUAUUAAGUUUAGCUCCAUGAUGGAUGUAUGUAUAGUUGCAGGAACAGAUUGAUCAAAUAUUGGUAUUUUUGUGAAUGGAUUUCAUAUUUGAUGAA
This is a messenger RNA of Rosa chinensis, 806 nucleotides long. Its product is annotated as agamous-like MADS-box protein AGL30. Bases 32 to 376 code for a protein of 114 amino acids. The transcript has 7 exons. The record is from RefSeq and is a predicted model, not a curated record. NCBI's taxonomy places the organism in Eukaryota, Viridiplantae, Streptophyta, Magnoliopsida, Rosales, Rosaceae.